Staurois parvus is the source of this 326-nucleotide messenger RNA. The record is from the annotation of a GenBank genome assembly. Lineage: Eukaryota; Metazoa; Chordata; Amphibia; Anura; Ranidae.
AGUGCCCAGCAGUGCCACCAGUCAGUGCUGUCAGUCAGUGCCACCCGUCAGUACUUGCCCAGCAGUGCUGCCCAGCAAUGCCACCCAUCAGUGCCCAGCAGUGCCACCCAUCAGUGCCUGACAGUGCCACCCACCAGUGCCCAUCAGUGUCACCCACCAGUGCCCAUCAGUGCCCAGCAGUGCCACCCAUCAGUGCUGCUCAGCAUUGCUGCCUAGUAGUUGCACCCAUCAGUGUCCAGCAGUGCCACCAGUCAAGGCCGUCAGUCAGUGUCGCCCAUCAGUGCUCAUCAGUGCCAGCUAUCAGUGCUACCUAUCAGUGCUCAUCA